CCAAUUCUCUAUCGUGGUCGCCGUCGCCGUUACCUCGAGAGCGUUUGUUGGCGUUGGGACCGUUGUGUGACUAUUUCAGUUUAAACGGGUAUUCAGUUGGGCUGCGUUCGGCGCCCGAGGCAGCGUUUUCCGCAUCGCUGUCGUCUGUGCUGCACCGGGCUCCGUUCACGAAGUACGUACGUCAUUUGAGUGGUGUUUACUGCCAACCUGUACAGCAGUGGACGACGUUCCAAGGAUCGCAGUCGCACUAAAUGAUUUGUCGACUUACCGAUAUUCAAUUUGCUGGUAAUUAGCCAGAGAGCUGCGGAAUCGAGCCAUGCAGUUUGGAGCCGACGAGUUGGGAUUGGCCGAUGUUGCGAAACUGGCCAAACAGAGCAAGUCGGUUGCACGUCGGCCUUUUCCAGGACUUGACAUGAUGCAUGGGUUCAUGAAGAAGCUCCAGGAGAUGCAGAUGGAAAACCGUCGACAGCUUGCACUAAAGAAUGCCGCAGCAACGCCUGCAAGCGCUCCAUCCCGAAAGCCUGCGCUAAAGGAUAGCACGACAAGUGCUACAAGCAGUUUGCCCCAGACCACUGGCUCCCAGAGGUCGACCAAGCCCACCUUGCAGAUAUACAGGCCACCUGGUGCUAGGCUUGCUGAGAUGCAGUGCCAACAAAACGAGGAUAUCAAGGCAUCUGAUACCAACGAUGUCCAAUGCCAACCUUCAAACACCGCAACUGACGGCAACAGAGUGACAUAUCUGAAGCCAAGAUUGAACCAAUCUGAGAACCGCAAGACCGCAAUAAACUGCGGCCCCAUGGCAUAUCCAAAGCCAAGACUGGACCAUUCUGAGGUUCCAAAUGUGUUGGCUCGACAGACUCCGUCGUCAGCACAUGAUGAACUGGAGCCUGCUGGCAGCGGCCGACAGUUGCACAGUAGUUACGAGCGGGAUGAGGACAGUCCGGUGAUGUACGACAGCCUGAUUAAGCAGGCAAUGAGUGACCCUACAUUACUGAACUCGCAGCAGCUUCAGAGUCUGGCGCGCGUCAUCAGUCACGCGGCAUCCAAGAGCAUUGGGCACGCUGAGCCAGCAGCCAAGUUUUGCCACCGGAUUGCUUUGGUGUGCAAGGACGAGUUCCUCGAGGCCCUGUUGAGAAUCUGCAACGAGUUGUUCGAGAAGCGGGAGGAGCUGAUGGGCACGCACGAGGUGGCGACAGACGUGCCGAAGCGCUGGACGCCCUAUGUCACCUUCGUGGCCGGGCUCCUGGUGGAAUUCGAGUCGUCGGGCGGCGACGGUGCCAAUGCAGCCAGCGCAACCGUCGAUGCCAGCUGUGUCGAGACGCCGAAUGGCUCCUGGAAGAGAACUGUGCAGUCACUGGCCGUUCUGCUCAGCUGCUGCUUGCAGGUCAUCUUGCGCCCUCCAUCCCUGGGCAGCGCCGCUGAGGCAAGAAGUUGUUCGCCUUAUGGGUCACUAGUUUAA
This is a messenger RNA of Dermacentor silvarum, 1459 nucleotides long. RefSeq lists its product as uncharacterized. The coding region runs from base 317 to 1459 and encodes 380 amino acids. NCBI's taxonomy places the organism in Eukaryota, Metazoa, Arthropoda, Arachnida, Ixodida, Ixodidae. The record is from RefSeq and is a predicted model, not a curated record. The transcript has 8 exons.